GCGGCGCUGCGCGUGGGGCGCCGCCCGCCGCUGCUGGCCGCGUCGGCCGCCUUCGUCGCCUGCUGGGGGCUCAAGUUGGCGGCCGGGCCCGCCUGCCUGCUGGCAGCACGCAUCUUCGCCGGGCUCGCCGGCGCCGCCGCCUGGACCGCGGCGCCGCUGUACGGACGAGAGAUCAGCUCGGGCGCGGUGCGCGGCGCGGCGUCGGCGGCGCCGGUGCUAGCACACAACGUGGGCUUCCUGCUGAUGUACGCCGCGGCCGACGCGGACCUGCCGCACCAGGUGAUCCUGUGGGUGUGCCUGGGCGUGUCGCUGGUCCACUGCGUGCUCUUCAUGUUCGUGCCCGAGUCACCCAGCUUCCUAGCCGCCGCCGGGAAACACGAGGGUGCGCGUGCGUCGCUGGCGUGGCUGCGCGUGCUCCCAGCGGAGGGUGCGCGGCUGGAUAAGGAGGUGGACAUGUUGCCGCCGCGGGAAGACUCCGACGAGUCGCCUUUCUCACUCAUUAAGGAAUUAUGGAGCGACCGGGGACGUCGUCGCGCGCUGGUGCUGUCAGUGGUGGCGGUGGCGGGGCAGGAGUGCUGCGGGCUACUGGCGCUGUUGCAGUUCGCCGAGCUGGUGCUACAGGAAGCUAUCCCCGACGGCGGGGCCACGGCUACUGCGGGGCGCCCGGCACGGCAUGCGCUCAUCCUCGGCGCCGUGCAGCUGGUCGCUUCCGCUAUAGCGCUGUACCUCGUCGAGCGCGUUGGACGGAAGCCGCUGAUAGUGUGGACGGCGCUGAUAUGUGGCGGCUGCCUGGCCGUCGGCGCAGGCUUGGCGUGGAGCGGUGCCGGCGCAGCCACGCUGGCGGGGCUGCUGGGCGUGGCCGUAGCGGCGGACUCCCUCGGCAUGCAGCCCGCGCCCUACGCGCUGUUGGCAGACAUGUUCCACUACCGGUACCGCGGGUGCGCGCUGAUCGUGGCGACGGCGGCAGCAGCGGGCGGCAACGCGCUGGAGGUGGCCAUAUUCGGCGCCGUGGGCAUGUACGGCGUGCCGCCGGCCGUGGCGCUGGCCGCCGCGCUCACGCUGGCCUACGCGGCGUUUGCGGCGCUCGCGCUGCCGGAGACAAGGGGCAGGGACCCACAGCAGAUAUAUGACGUCAUCUGCCCACUCAAACAUAAAGAUGUCGAAAACACGCCCGGUGAUACAAGUGACAGUAAUAAAGUUCCCUCCGACAGUGUAACAGUGGUCCCCGUGAAAAGUGAUGAUAGUGAUAGAACUCAAUGGACGUCCCUUAUCUCUGGAGUUAUGAUUGCGAUGGGUCUCCUGGACAAGAUCUCCGGCUUCCUGGGCACGUCGCGGCUGGAGGCGCACGUGCUGGUGCUGGGGCUCGACCACGCCGGCAAGACGGCGUUGCUGCGCGCCUUGCGCCCGCCUGACCCCGCGCAUCACGCGUCUACGCAGCCCGACGCCCCCGCGCAGCCCGAGCGCUUCCAGAGCGGCGGCGUGACGUUCAGCGCGUGGGACGCGGCGGGCGCGGCGCGGCACCGCGCGCUGUGGGAGCGCCACUACCGCACCGCGCACGCCAUCAUCUUCGUCGUCGACGCCGCUGACCAUCUCAGACUCGUGGUGGCGCGCGAGGAGCUGGAGCUGGCGCUGGCGCACCCGGAGUUGAGCGCGCGCCGCCUGCCGCUGCUGGUGUGCGCCAACAAGUGCGACGAGCCGCGCGCGCUGCCGCCGCACCACGUGGCCGCCGCGCUGGGCCUGGAGCGCGUGGUGGACAAGCCGUGGCACAUCUGCGCGACGUCGGCGGUGUCGGGCGCCGGGCUGGCGGACGGGCUGGGCUGGCUGGCGCGCCAGCUGCGGGACGCGCACCGCCCGCGCCCGCGCUAG
Molecule: messenger RNA, 1866 nt
Organism: Pectinophora gossypiella (pink bollworm)
Lineage: Eukaryota; Metazoa; Arthropoda; Insecta; Lepidoptera; Gelechiidae
Gene: Arl6
Product: probable metabolite transport protein CsbC
Exons: 12
Biological process (GO): transmembrane transport
Cellular component (GO): membrane
Molecular function (GO): GTPase activity; GTP binding; transmembrane transporter activity
Source: RefSeq, a predicted model, not a curated record